Molecule: messenger RNA, 426 nt
Organism: Pleurotus ostreatus (oyster mushroom)
Lineage: Eukaryota; Fungi; Basidiomycota; Agaricomycetes; Agaricales; Pleurotaceae
Exons: 1
Coding region: 1-426 (141 amino acids)
Source: RefSeq, a predicted model, not a curated record
AUGGUUAUCGCGAUUCCUGUUGAAAUCGCACGUAUCGUUACGACAUACGUUGUGGACAAGGGUUCCCUUGCGAACCUUCUUCUUGUAUCGCACGCCUUUCGUCUUCUGGCUGAACCGUUCCUUUACUCCGACGUCUCUUUCCUUGUUCCAUUCCGGCAAGAGUAUGGCGGUUGGGGUCAAGCCGAAGGACGUUCCGACGCUGAUAUCUCGGCUAUGGCCAACAGCUUUUUGUGCGGUAUCACCGCCGGAAGUGGAGUUUGCGCCCGUUAUGUCAAACGUAUCUAUCUUCCCGGUGUUGCCUUUCGAGGAACGCAGUACGCGCUAUUCCAAUCGAUCUUACAGUCCACUCCAAGUCUCGAAGACCUGCAGGUUCACUUUGCAUGGUGGAUGGAAGCUAUACAGUUGAGGACAGUCAAAGUCCGCUAA